CUCACAGCGGGUGGAGAAAGGAGGGAGGGAGCGCAAAACCGCGGCUCAAAGUCCAGAGUUCUGUCGCUGCUUCGCUGCGGCUGCUCCGACUUCCUGCGCUCGUGGUUCUAAGCGCGUCCGAACUUCGUGAGGGUUUUUCUGAGCAGGUUCGCUGCGAUGCACGCGCCGCCAGCGGCUGCGUGAAAGCGGUGAGCCGCGGCCCGGCCGGGGACGGACGGACGCCUCCGCGUGCGUUGGAGGAACCGGCUGCAGGAUGUCCGACUCUGCCUCCAGCUUCCUGCACAUCGGGGAUAUCGUGUCCCUGUACGCAGAGGGCACCGUCAACGGCUUCAUCAGCACCCUGGGGUUGGUGGAUGACCGAUGUGUAGUCGAACCAGCUGCUGGAGAUUUAGAGAAUCCUCCAAAGAAGUUCAGAGACUGCCUGUUUAAAGUGUGUCCUAUGAGUCGCUACUCGGCUCAGAAACAGUUCUGGAAAGCCAAACAAGCCAAACAUGAGAAGGACAAAAUUGCUGACGUGGUUCUUCUGCAGAAGCUCCAGCAUGCGUCCAACCUGGAACAGAAACAGAACGAGACAGAAAACAAGAAAGUCCACGGAGACGUUGUCAAAUACGGAACAGUCCUGCAGUUGCUCCAUAUGAAAAGCAAUAAAUAUCUGACGGUGAACAAGCGCCUACCGGCUCUGUUGGAGAAGAACGCCAUGCGGGUCACUCUGGACGGAACCGGCAACGAAGGCUCCUGGCUUUUCAUCCAGCCGUUCUGGAAGCUCCGCACUAACGGAGACAACGUGGUUGUUGGAGAUAAAGUCAUCCUGAACCCAGUAAACGCUGGUCAACCACUUCAUGCCUCCAACUAUGAACUGACCGACCAUCCAGGCUGCAAAGAGGUGAACUCUGUGAACUGCAACACCAGCUGGAAGAUCAACCUGUUCAUGAUGUUCAGCGACCACAAAGAGGAGUUCCUCAAAGGAGGUGAUGUGGUCCGUUUGUUUCAUGCUGAGCAGGAAAAGUUUCUAACAUGCGACGAGUACAAGAGCAAGCUGCACGUUUUCCUUCGAACCACCCUGAGGCAGUCUGCAACCUCAGCGACCAGCUCCAACGCUCUGUGGGAGGUCGAGGUUGUCCAUCAUGACCCAUGUCGUGGAGGAGCAGGACACUGGAACAGCCUCUACCGCUUCAAACACCUGGCUACUGGCAAUUACCUAGCUGCCGAGGAGAACCCUGGCUAUAAAGGGGAUAAUGCUGACCUGUCAUCCUCUAUGGAUGGUGGUCGGAGCAAUAAACGGUCCCAUGGUGAGAGGAUCAAGUACAAGCUGGUAGCGGUUCCGCAUGGGAACGACAUAGCGUCACUGUUCGAGCUGGACCCCACCACGCUGCAGAAGACCGACUCCUUUGUUCCACGAAACUCGUACGUACGACUGAGACAUCUUUGCACCAACACGUGGAUCCAAAGCACCAACGUCCCCAUUGACAUUGAUGAGGAAAGACCCAUCCGUCUCAUGUUAGGAACAUGUCCCACUAAAGAGGAUAAGGAAGCGUUUGCUAUUGUCUCAGUCCCUGUGAUGGAAAUCAGAGAUCUAGACUUCGCAAAUGAUGCCAGUGCCAUGCUGAGCACUGUGGUGGACCAGUUCAACCGGGGCUUUAUCAGCCAGAAUGACCGUCGGUUUGCCCUCAAGCUGCUGGAGGACCUUGUUUUCUUUGUGGCCGAUAUAAUCAACAGUGGUCAGCCGGUUCUGGACGUAGCCAUGAGCAAAGCCAACAGAGAGAGACAGAAGCUGAUGAGAGAACAGAACAUCCUCAAACAGAUAUUUGGCAUCCUGAAGGCCCCCUUUAAGGACCGUGGCGGAGGGGAGGGUCCUUUGCUGCGUCUGGAGGAACUGGGCGACCAGAAAAAUGCUCCGUACCAGUACAUGUUGAGACUGAGCUACAGAGUCCUCCGUCACUCCCAGGAAGACUACCGCAAGAACCAGGAAUACAUAGCUAAGCAGUUCGGUGUGAUGCAGAGUCAGAUCGGUUAUGACAUCCUGGCAGAAGACACCAUCACUGCCCUGCUGCAUAACAACCGCAAACUGCUAGAGAAACACAUCACCAAGACCGAGGUGGAAACCUUCGUGAGCUUGGUCCGCAAGAACCGAGAGCCCAGGUUCCUGGACUACCUGUCAGACCUGUGUGUAUCCAACAAUGUGGCCAUUCCAGUUACACAGGAGCUCAUCUGUAAAUGUGUACUGGACCCCAAAAACCAGGACAUCCUCAUCAAAACCGAGCGUCGCAUCCCAAAGGAGGCGCCUCAUGGUGGUGUUCAGGGAGAAUACUUGGGUAUUGAUGAGUAUGGUGAUGAGGAUGAGGUGUGGCUGGUGUGGACAGACAAAACUAAUGAAAGACAGGAGAAGAGCAUCAGACAACUGGCUCAGGAGGCAAGACAAGGAAACGCGCACGAUGAGAAUGUCCUGACCUACUACAGGUACCAGCUGAAGCUCUUUGCUCGGAUGUGUCUCGACCGUCAGUAUCUGGCCAUAGAUGAGAUUUCCAAACAGCUGGACGUGGAGCUCAUCUUCUUGUGCAUGAUGGAUGAGACCCUGCCCUUCGACCUCCGGGCCUCGUUCUGUCGCCUGAUGCUCCAUGCCCACGUAGACAGAGACCCUCAGGAGCUGGUGACGCCUGUCAAGUUUGCACGCCUCUGGACAGAGAUUCCCACUUCUAUCACCAUCAAAGACUAUGAUUCCAACAUGGACGACAGCAGAGACAACAAGAAGAACCGUUUCUCCAACACCAUGGCCUUCAUGGAGGAGUACCUCAACAAUGUCCUGCAUGAUGACCUCCCAUUCCACAAUGAGGAGAAAAACAAACUGACAUACGAGGUGGUGAGCUUGGCCAGACAUCUGAUCUAUUUUGGUUUCUACAGUUUCUUUGAGUUGCUCAGACUCACCAGGACUCUGCUGGGCAUCAUCGACUGUCGACCACACCCUGGACAGACUGGGCUUCUGUUCAGUGACGAUGGAACAGGAAAGAAUGUGAAUGUGAAGCGCUCCAUACAUGGUAUGGGCCAGAUGAUGUCCACAAUGGUCCUCAACAGGAAACAGUCCAUAUUUGGAGGUGCUGGUGCCAGGGAGGCGGGGCUGGCGGGAGGACUUGUGCUUGAAGGCCAGCGAGGUAGUAAAGACAGUAUUGACAAGAUGGACUUGACCGUGAUGGACACCAAGCUAAAGAUACUGGAGAUAUUACAGUUCAUCCUGAAUGUUCGGCUGGACUACCGCCUGUCCUUUCUACUGUCUGUCUUCAAGAAGGAGUUUGUGGACGUUUAUCCCAUGGCUGAUGCUGACGCCACAACAAACGUUGAGCAUGCAGACGUUUCAGUCAUGAAAACACCAGCCACCAUCAACCUGCAGUAUAUUGGAGAGCAGGCAGAGGCCAUGUUUGGAGUUGGUAAAGGGAACAGUAUCUUGGAGGUGGACGAUGAAGGUGGCCGUAUGUUCCUGCGCGUGCUGACCCACCUCACCAUGCAUGACUACCCUCCCCUUGUGUCUGGAGCCCUGCAGCUGCUCUUCAGACACUUCAGCCAGAGGCAGGAAGUCCUGCACACAUUCAAACAGGUCCAGUUGCUGAUCUCAGCCCAGGAUGUGGAGAACUACAAGCUGAUUAAGACUGAUCUGGAUCGCCUCCGGAUGUUGGUGGAGAAGUCUGAACUGUGGGUGGAGAAGAAGGGCUCAGGAGGAGGGGAUGGGAAGAAGGACAAAGACAAGGAGAAACAACAGGCGGAAGCAGAGGCAUCACCCAAGAAGGAGAAGGGCAACGAGAACUACCAGAAGGUCAAAGAGAUCCUGGAGAGGUUGAACAAAAUGUGCAGCACUGGAGUGUGGAAGAAGCAGCAGAGGUUGUUGAAGAACAUGGGCGCUCACAAGGUCAUGCUGGACCUGCUGCAGGUGUCCUACGACCAGCAUGACGUGAAGAUGCAGGAGAUCAUCAGGUUCACGCAUCUGUUCCUGCAGAAGUUCUGUAUGGGAAACCAGGAGAACCAGACACUGCUGCACAAGAACCUCAGUCUGUUCCUCAACCCGGGGCUGUUGGAGGCCGAGACAGUUAUGCACAUCUUCAGUAACAACUACCAGCUGUGCAGCGAGAUCUCAGAGAGCGUCCUGCAGCACUUCAUCCACUGUCUGGCCACACACGGCCGCCACGUCCAGUACCUCAACUUCCUCCACACCAUCAUCAAGGCUGAGGGCAAGUAUGUGAAGAAGUGUCAGGACAUGAUCAUGACGGAGCUGACGAACGCAGGGGAGGAUGUCGUCGUCUUCUACAACGACAAGACCUCCUUCGGUGUCAUGUUGGACCUGAUGGCGGAGAGCAGGGAGGGAGUCGUUGAGAACAGCCCACUCAGGUAUCACAUCUCUCUGGUGGAGCUGUUGGCAGCUUGCGCAGAGGGGAAAAACGUUUACACUGAGAUCAAGUGUACGUCACUGCUGCCUCUGGAGGACGUGGUCAGAGUGGUGACGCACGAGGACUGCAUCACCGAGGUGAAGGUCGCCUACGUGAACUUUGUGAAUCACUGCUACGUGGACACGGAGGUAGAGAUGAAGGAGAUCUACACGUCCAACCACAUCUGGAGACUGUUUGACGACUUCACGGUGGACAUGGCUCGGGUUUGUAACAAACGAGAGAAGCGUCUUUCUGAUCCCAUCCUGGAGAAAUACAUCAUCAACGUCGUGUUCGACACCAUCACUGCCUUCUUCAGCUCCCCGUUCUCUGAAAACAGCACCUCACUGCAGACCCAUCACACUAUCGUGACUCAGCUGCUGCAGUCGUCUGUGCGCCUGCUGGACUGUCCCUGGCUGCAGCAGCAGCACAGAGGACAGGUGGAGACCUGCAUCAGGACCCUUUCUUUGACAGCCAAGAGUCGUUCCAUCUCUCUUCCUCUGGAACUGGAGGCUCAGAUCAACACCAUGUCGUCUACUCUGACUCACUCUCAGACCCGUUCUAACACAAACUACAAAUCCUCCACCAGAACUCCCAGAGCCAUUGCACCCAGCAAUCCCUGGGACUACAAGAACAUCAUAGAGAAACUACAGGACAUCAUCAACACUCUGGAGGAGCGUCUGAAGCCGCUGGUCAACGCUGAGCUGUCGGUGUUGGUGGAUGUCCUGCACCAGCCAGAGCUCCUGUUCAUGGAAGGAACUGACGCACGGCAGCGCUGCGAGUCCGGAGGCUUCAUCUCCAAGUUGGUGCAGCACACCAAGGCUCUGAUGUCUUCAGAGGAAAAGCUGUGUAUCAAAGUCCUCAGGACGCUGCAGGAGAUGCUGAUCCGGACUCUGGACUUUGAUGACAAGGGAAUCGCACUACGCAAAGUUUUACUGCAGAACUACUUGUUUCCGAACAAGAAGAACAACCAGAAAGACAACCUGGCUGAACUCGGAGUUGCAGGUGGGGAGCAGGAGCGAGACUGGGCGGCGGUGGCAGCGGUUCAGUGUCGUCUGGACAGAGAAGGUGCGACGAAGCUGUUCACAGAUCUGGUGAUGAGCACCAAGAAUGACAAGAUCUUCCAGGAGAGCAUUCAGCUGGCUAUCUGCCUGCUGGAGGGAGGAAACACAGAGAUACAGAACUCCUUUUACAAACUAAUGAUGGGCGACAACAAGUCAGAAAAGUUCUUUAAGGUUCUGAACGACAGGAUGAAAGAAGCUCAGACCGACAUAAAGGCCACAGUGUCUGUUAAUGUGGGAGAGAUGACCCAAAAAGGGACGGCGCUGGAGCCUGGCGGCUCUGAGACACUCGUCCUCCCUGCCUCAGGAGGUCACCCGUUACUGGUCCAGGGUCAGUCCGUCGCCCCAGCAGCUUCUGCCCUCCCUGCUCAGCCACCAGCAGAGCAGAGGGAGGUGGAGAUGGAGAUGGGCCCAGCUGUUACCAUCAUGAAGCCCAUCCUCAGGUUCCUGCAGCUGCUCUGCGAGAACCACAACCACGACCUGCAGAACUUCCUGCGGUGCCAAAACAACAAGACCAACUACAACCUUGUGUGUGAGACUCUUCAGUUCUUAGACAUCAUGUGUGGGAGCACCACUGGAGGUCUGGGCCUGCUGGGCCUCUACAUCAACGAGUCAAACGUCCACCUGAUCAUCCAGACCCUGGAGACGCUGACCGAGUACUGCCAGGGCCCGUGUCAGGAGAACCAGACGUGUAUAGUGACGCACGAGUCAAACGGCAUCGACAUCAUCACAGCUUUGAUCCUGAAUGACAUCAGUCCACUGUGCCGUGAUCACAUGGAGAUGGUUCUGCAGCUGAAGGACAACGCCUCCAAGCUGCUGUUGGCUCUGAUGGAGAGUCGUCACGACAGCGAGAAUGCGGAGAGGAUCCUGUUCAACCUGCGGCCACGAGAGCUGGUGGAUGUGAUAAAGAAGGCUUACCACCAGGACAGUGAGUGUGAGGAGGUGGAGGUUUCCCCGAGGGAGGUGGGCCACAACAUCUACAUCCUGGCUCAGCAGUUGGCCAGACACAACAAAGUCCUGCAGAACCUCCUGAAACCUCUGAAGAAAAGCAAAGAGGGGGAGGAGGGGAUCUCGUCCAUGCUGAACCUCAACAACCGCCCUCUGUCCCAGAUGCUAAAGUCCUCGGCCCCAGCAGCUGUGGUGGAACAGGACCCGCUGGAGUACUACGAGCAGCUGACAGCUCAGAUAGAGAUUGUGCGUGAGGAUCGCAGCAUGGAGCAGAUUGUGUUUCCUGUCCAUCCCAUCUGUGAGUUUCUGACCGAGGAAUCGAAGUUCAGAGUGUUUAACACUACGGAGCAGGAUGAGCAGGGGUCAAAGGUCACACACUUCUUUGAGCAGACAUCUUUCCUUCAUGGAGAGAUGGAGUGGCAGAAGAAGCUGAGGAGUAUGCCAGUGUUGUACUGGUUCUCCAGAAGGAUGUCUCUGUGGGGAACCAUCUCCUUCAACCUCGCCGUUUUCGUCAACCUCAUCAUCGCCUUCUUCUACCCCUACAACUCAGGAAAAGGAGCCAUCGACGACUCCCUGCUGCUGAUGCUGUUCUGGGUCCUGACCGGUCUCUCCGUCCUGGGCUUGUUCUCUCAACGUUAUGGCCUCCAACCGCUCACAUUGGCUCUGAUCCUCAGAUCCAUCUACCACUUCGGGAUUGGCAACACUCUGAUCCUGCUGGGUUCCCUCAAUCUCAUCAACAAGGUGGUGUUUGUAGUGAGCUUUGUGGGGAACAACGGGACCUUCAUCAUGGGAUACAAAGCCAUGGUGAUGGACGUGGAGUUCCUGUAUCACCUGGCUUACGUCCUCACCUCCACGCUGGGCCUGUUCGUCCACGAGCUCUUCUACAGCAUCCUGCUGUUUGACCUGAUCUACCGGGAGGAGACGCUGUUUAACGUCAUAAAGAGCGUCACCCGUAAUGGACGCUCCAUCCUGCUUACGGCGCUGCUCGCUCUCAUCCUCGUCUACCUCUUCUCCAUCGUCGGCUUCCUCUGCCUGAAGGAGGACUUCAUCAUGGAGGUGGACCCGCUGCCACAGAUCUCUGCAGCCUCUCAGGGUGAAGCCUCUGAGGACUUCCUCAAGUCGUGCUCCGCGGACGGAGUCAGCUGCAGUGUGGAGACAAGCGCUGCCGCUGAGGAGGAAGAGGAAGCGACCACGGAGCGAGCCUGUGACACGCUGCUGAUGUGCAUCGUCACCGUGUUGAACCACGGACUGAGGAACGGAGGAGGCGUGGGGGACGUUCUGCGCAAACCAUCCAAGGACGAGCCGCUGUUUCCAGCCAGGGUUGUGUACGACCUGUUGUUCUACUUCAUUGUUAUCAUCAUCGUCCUCAACCUGAUCUUUGGCGUCAUCAUCGACACGUUCGCCGACCUGAGGAGUGAAAAACAGAAGAAAGAGGAGAUACUGAAGACAACAUGUUUCAUCUGCGGUCUGGAGAGAGACAAGUUUGACAACAAGACAGUGUCGUUUGAAGAGCACUUCAAGCUGGAGCACAACAUCUGGAACUACCUGUACUUCAUCGUGCUGCUGCGAGAAAAGAACAAGACGGACUACACGGGCCCCGAGAGCUACGUGGCACUGAUGAUCAAGAACAACAACCUGGAUUGGUUCCCACGGAUGCAGGCCAUGUCUCUGGUGGUGACAGACGGAGAUGGCGAACAGAACGAGAUGAGGAUGUUACAGGACAAACUGGCAUCGACCAUGAAGGUGGUGACGACUCUGACGUCUCAGCUGACGGAGCUGAAGGAACAGAUGACAGAGCAGAGGAAGAGGAGGCAGAGGAUGGGCUUCGCCGACGUCCAGGCGGGAGCCAGCGGCGCCGUGCCUCCUAGCGCCGGGGGAGGAGACCACCAGAUGAGCCGUCGCUGAGCGCUGUGCCCCAUGCAGCUGGACUCAUGAACACAAGCAUGUCACAAAACACUACAAUACACGCUGAUGAUGAUGAGGAUGAUGAUGUUCAAGGCUGAAGUCACAGCACAUUUAGUUUCUUGUCACGUCUGAUCAACACCAGUAAAUUGUUGGUGUAUGAAGCCUCAGUAGGAGUCAUGGGGUGUUUAGCUACGUCUUUAACUCAUUGGUUUAGGUUCUGGUCUCUGGCCUCAGUGUCUUAUUGUUUAGAAACAGGAAUUAUUUAUUUUAUAAAAUUAAAAUGUGAUAUUUUAGGACUGUGUGAUCUAGCAUUACAAUGUGCUGAGCUGGUGCUGGGUUGAAAUUAGAAUGUAGAAUUACUGUUGGACCAGAAGCAAACUGAUUAAUGUCCUCCCUCAGUGAUUGUACAUUAGAUUUUCUACAUGAACGAAAAACCCUACGAUGACGUGACUGAGGACGAAUCAGAGGCUUCAGGACAACAGCCAUUACUACAGUAGCUUUUGCUUCCUUGACGUGUUUGUCACUUACUAUAAAAUAUAAACCUGUAUAAAGCAGUUAUUUCCAUGUGAUUCUAUUUAUAGACACACAGUUUGACAGCAGGCUUUAUAGAACCUUUACUGAUGUCUGGACCAACGAAGGGAAUGAAGCCAACGCACCAUGAAGAUGAACACGUACAGUACCAUGAAGAAGCUUCUCGCUGUGUCGAUUCUCUGGGUUUAGUUCACGUUUAGUGCAGACUUUGAUAUGAAGCCUGGUUCUGUAUUGGUUCAUGUUACAAAAUACACAGAUGUUUGGAUCACUAAAGAAACAAAAUGUGAUAACAGUCUCCACUGUAACGGGGGAAAUACUAAACGUGUGUCAAUGAAGUGAUGAAAAGGAAAAUCUUGAUUAAUUAAACCUGAUUAAUAAAA
Messenger RNA from Betta splendens (Siamese fighting fish), 9231 nucleotides. It is a transcript of the gene itpr3, whose product is annotated as inositol 1,4,5-trisphosphate receptor, type 3. Gene Ontology annotation, cellular component: endoplasmic reticulum; membrane. Bases 254 to 8320 code for a protein of 2688 amino acids. The record is from RefSeq and is a predicted model, not a curated record. Gene Ontology annotation, molecular function: inositol 1,4,5-trisphosphate-gated calcium channel activity; inositol 1,4,5 trisphosphate binding. Lineage: Eukaryota; Metazoa; Chordata; Actinopteri; Anabantiformes; Osphronemidae. The transcript is spliced from 61 exons. Gene Ontology annotation, biological process: calcium ion transmembrane transport.